AUGGAGAAGAUUUCGUCUGCGACGCCAAGAGAUAUCCAUGAAUAUAAGACCCCAGAAUUGAGAGCAGAAAAUUCAUGCGCGACGGGACUAAAAGAUUUGAAAAUCAACGUGCCAGCCGUGGUGCGAUCCGGUGACACAGUGACACUGUCCUGUAACUAUGAUUUAGAGGGAUUGCCAUUGUACACGAUACAAUGGUAUCGCGAAGAAGCAGAAUUCUAUCGGUACCUACCGGAGCGAGAGCCGCCGUAUAGCACAUUCAAUAUCGAUGGGGUUCACGUAAAUGUUUCCAAAUCGAAUUCGUUCGACGUGACGCUGGUCAAUGUAUCGAGGAAGCUGACGGGAAUGUACAAAUGUGAAGUGUCGGCAGGCAGCCCGACGUAUCACACGCUAAUCGAGAGGUCCAGGAUGGAAGUGGUAGAUGCACCAAAAUCGGAUCCAACGAUCGACGUUCAGAAGGAGAGAAUCUCGAUGGGUGAGCUGCUUCAGGCGAAUUGCACCACAGGCAACUCGAGGCCCGCCUCCGCAAUUACAUGGAGACUGAAUGGGGACCUCAUCGCAAACGACAGCAUGAUAUACAGAACCAGAUACUUGGCCAUACCUCAAGACGAUGAUUCGUACGUAUCGAAAUCGACCAUCGACUUCAAGGUGGCGGAAGACAUAUUCCGGAACGGCCGAUUACACCUGCGAUGCACUGUCUCUAUAGCGGACGUCUACAAACAAUCUGUUGACAUCGAAAUUACCGAAGACACACCGCGCAUCGCUUCCAUCAAAGGGGAAUCACCACAACAAGGACGUGAGUGCAGUUUCUGCUAUUUAUACUUUAUUAUAGUUUCUUUCUGAUACACAAGACAAAUU
This is a messenger RNA of Ceratina calcarata, 855 nucleotides long. RefSeq lists its product as uncharacterized. Bases 1 to 840 code for a protein of 279 amino acids. NCBI's taxonomy places the organism in Eukaryota, Metazoa, Arthropoda, Insecta, Hymenoptera, Apidae. The transcript has 5 exons. The record is from RefSeq and is a predicted model, not a curated record.